AGGUGAGCACGGCGUUCGGGCUGGCUCGCCGGCCGCCCCCGCCGCCGGGCACGACUAGCGUCUGCAUCUGCCGGACCAGCUCUGGCAUGCGGUCCCAGUGGCCCUCGGCGCGGCAGCGCUCCAGCUCGCUCUCCAUCUUCAGGUACCGGUGACCAUGAGAUCUCUGCAGCCACUCAGAACCCCCUUCCUGUGCGCCCUGCUCUGGGCCUUUUGUGCCCUGGGUGCCAGGGCCGAGGAGCCCGGGGCCAGCUUCUCCCAUCCCGGCAGCGUGGGCCUGGAUAAGAGCACAGUGCAUGACCAAGAGCAUAUCAUGGAGCAUCUAGAAGGUGUCGUCAACAAACCAGAGGCAGAGAUGUCCCCACAAGAACUGCAGCUCCAUUAUUUCAAAAUGCAUGAUUAUGACGGCAAUAAUUUGCUUGACGGCCUAGAACUCUCCACAGCCAUCACUCAUGUCCAUAAGGAGGAAGGGAAUGAACAGACACCAAUGAACGAAGAUGAACUGAUCAACUUAAUAGAUGGUGUUUUGAGAGACGAUGACAAGAACAAUGACGGAUACAUUGACUAUGCCGAGUUCGCAAAAUCACUGCAGUAGACACGAUGUGGCCACCUCCCAGUUAGAUGCAAAUGUGAACCGUUAUAAUGUGAUCAGACACUUUCGGUAAUGCAAAAUAACUCAUUUCCAAAAUACUGCUACGGUAUUUUGAACCUGUAGCAGCUGGUUACACUGGGGUGAGAAAGAGAAAUCAAGAGAAAUCAAAAAGCAGAGAAAUGGGACAUACUGUAGUCCCCAAGUACUAUUAAAUCUCUUAUUGGACAAGGGCUUGAUUAAAGAAUCCUUUUAAGAAUAUUGGAUAAUUGGAGCUGAGCACUCAGGAACUAGACUGGAGAAUGCUGCCAGGCUCUUGCUUUUAAUUCAUGCUACCUGAAGAGUAAGACAAGCUCUUGCUAACUGGACACACUUUUCAGCAACUGAAGGAAUGGAAUGAAUGCCACAUGUUUUCCCUGGUGGGUCCUGUCUUCAGGAAACAUGGUCAGUAUUCUGUAAAGUUCCCCUGGCCUAAAUGAUUACUUGUUCUGGCCAAGGGAGUAUUUAUUAGGCUAUUUCAAAGCCACAGCAUCUAUUUCGAAGAAUGUCAAAUAGUUCAGCUAGCCACAGAGUCUAACAUUCUGUAUCUCCUGGCACUUUGGAAACAGCACACCACUGGCCUAAGUGAUUCACCGUUUUCAGUUUUUCAAUAUUUUAUAAAACUACUGCCACAUCCUUACGCUUUCUUUUAUGUCUUCUUCAACCUAGGAGAGACCUCGAGUCUAAAAGUGUUCUCUACUUCUCAUCAUUAGCAAAUGUUACAGCUUUCUAAACAUUUGUAUUUAACUCUUGUUUCUAGGGUUCUGUUUCACAGUUUAGAAGCUCUUAGGAAUAAAAGGACUUUAUCCCUUCUGCUUGAUACAGCAGGGGUGAGCUACUAGCUGGGCUAGCGUAAGUGAGGCGUGUAAAGAUUGUUCACCAAGCACAGUGAUUAACCCAAUGCAAGUUAGAUUUAGAAAGAAUGUUGUUUAAAUUACCUCUUCUAGCCUGAAUACGUGAAUUCUUUCAGAUCAGGAAAGAUUAGAAAAAGAAGCCUGAAAACUCUUAACAUUGUGAAUAGUAAUUGAAAACAAGCAGCGGCAGCAGAUUAUAAUUUGGUUUAUGGGAUGUGACGCAUGUGCUGUGAUAGGAAACCUGAAAUGAUGGUUGAAUGGGAAAAAAACUGCAUACAAUUUGCUGUAAGAUAUAUAGAGACUUAUUUUCUGUACCAAAGUAUUCUUUCAAGAAAAAUAAGUAUUUGUAAAAAUGGUUUCGUGUCAAGUAUUUGUGCAAUCAGAGCUGAAUUGUAAACUAUUCUUGCAAAGUCUAGUAUUUUGAAAGAUUUAUAUAAUGAAUUCUGGAUAUAUGACUAAUAAAACCGAUGAAACAAAAGAAA
Lagenorhynchus albirostris (white-beaked dolphin) is the source of this 1961-nucleotide messenger RNA. It is a transcript of the gene MCFD2, whose product is annotated as multiple coagulation factor deficiency 2, ER cargo receptor complex subunit. The coding region runs from base 155 to 592 and encodes 145 amino acids. NCBI's taxonomy places the organism in Eukaryota, Metazoa, Chordata, Mammalia, Artiodactyla, Delphinidae. Gene Ontology annotation, molecular function: calcium ion binding. The record is from RefSeq and is a predicted model, not a curated record. The transcript has 4 exons.